GUUGUGGGGAAAUCAGGAGCAUGUCCGAGUCUAUGCAGCUUGCUCAACACCGUCAUGGCUGCUCCAACCGCAGAGUCGUUCGCGCCCAGGCAAUCCGUUUCAGAACCAUUCUUGCAAUCUGGACCGAUUCCCCUAUUUGAACAUCACCUCAAGGUUUUGACAGACUCAUAUUUGACCUUCUUCCAAGAAAGAAAACGCAUUGAAGAAGUAUAUAUCGAGUCAUUGCUUAAACUACACCGGAAGGUGAAAUCCAUCGACAACUAUUUAGACGAUCGGACAGAACUCAGCACUUCCAGGAGAGCGUGGAGUGAGGUUCGGGAUAACGUUGAGAGAGAAGCACAAACCAGACAAGCAUUUCUUGCAACGCUUACGGUAGAUGUUGUCAACGCCUUGACGUCACUCAGGGAGACGCAGGAGCGUACGCGCAAACGCAUCAAAGAGGAUCUGAAAGAAUCUGGCAGUGCCUACAUUGACUAUGCUGAGAACACACUCCCAAAGCUGAAACGCGCUUAUUUGAAAAAAUGCCAAGAAGUUGAGGAUCACAAAGCGGCUGCCGCUGCCGCGCCCUCGCAAUCGACAGCUACUAGCACAAUGCCUUAUUCAGAACAAAGCGGAACUACUUUGAGUACCUCGCGGUCUAACCCCAGUUUGCCGUCUCGGCCUAUUGUCACUGCUCCUCAGCCGUUACGCCCCCUUGAUAGACGGCCCUCUGGGAGCGCACCUGGACCACGCAAUCGCUCACCCUCUACUUCGGGCACAUUUUCUGAGUUUGCUCAACACGGAAAGAAACAACUAAAUCAGCUUAUCACAUUCUUAGAUAAGAGCGGUACCGUUAAGGAAAGCUUAGGUGUACGCUCAGAAAAUAGCGCGCUCCGUGCUGUCCGCGCGAAACGAGAAGCUGAUGAGGCUGAUAAGGAAUAUCGAAAGGGCGUGCAUUGGCUGGAGACCCUCAGACUCAGGCGCACUAAGAUUCUGGCAAGUGGUUAUAAGAGUCUGGAGACCUUUGUCUAUGAAUAUUCGAAUACAGUCAAGAAUGUCAUGGAAAAAUAUCUUGAUAAUAUGACUGCAACUACUACGACCCAGACACAGUUAUCUUCACAUGGACGUUCUGCGGCCGACAAGAUUUCCCCAGAAAAAGAUGUAUCAUUAGUCACGACCUUCAUCCCUCGUUCACUGGCAUCAGCAAUAGCCAAGCCUAUACUUUACUACAACUACAACGUCGGCGAAUGCAACGACCUCAUCUUCGGCUUUAGCCUGGUGGAUUAUGCAACUGCUCAGGGUCUUGGGGAAGGCGAUGUUCCAAAAAUUAUGCGUAUCUGUGUAGAAGAAGUAGAUCAGAGAGGAUUAGACGCAGAAGGCAUUUACAGGGUGUCUGGCAGGCAUGCUAUUGUACAGGACCUACAACAUAAGAUAGAAAGGAACGAAGCCAGUUUCAAGUUUAACCCCUUAACCGACGAUAUUUAUGCCGUAUCCUCACUAUUGAAGCUGUAUUUGCGCGAGCUUCCGGAACCACUGUUUAGAUUUCCAUUGCAGGAUCGUAUAGAGCAUACGGCAGAUCGAUUGGAACACCAGUCGAAUCACUUUGCCCUUCUGCGUUCGAAGAUACGGCGGCUACCUGCCGUUCACCGUGCGACUCUGCGCGCUCUAGUUGAACAUCUAACUCGUGUAGCGUCCAAUGCAGAUAAGAACAAGAUGGACGCAAAGAACCUAGCGAUUGUAUUCGGCGCCGUCAUCUUCGGUGAAGAUGAAAUCCCAAAGGGUGGUGACCUUUUGAGUGUUCAGACAUGGAAAGAUACGCUGAUGGAAGACAUGAUUAUCAAUGCCCGGGAUAUUUUCGAGGACCUCCCGCCUGCGGGCAACUCCCCUCCUCUGCCUGCUGCCCCACUCGGCGAACCCAUGCCUGUGUACUCGUAUGGUUCAUCACACACAAAAAUCGGUAGUGUCCCUCCAAGGCCUCAAUCCCCGAGAAACCCAGAGGACUUCACUCCUCGUCUCCCUUCACGACCGACAGGCAGCAUACAUCCUUCGCUCCGUGCAAAUCCAACUUCGCCGACACGCGCCAACUUGGAAAUUCCACCAAUGCCAUCACCACUUGCUUCGGGCGGAGACGAUGAGUCAUCGCCGUCGCCGUCGCCCACCGGUUCUGCGUCAAAGCGCGCAGAAUCGGAGACAGACAUAUCACCACCCCCAUCGCCUUCAGUGCUGGCGUCUCCCAUCUCUCACGUGGGUGACGUAGCAAGCGAACCAAUACAAUAGGGUCAACUCUUUCUUAUGCAUUGAGUUUAUUAAUGUAUCAAGACAGAACUUUUAACAAACACUCGUUCAGGGUAAUUAGGCUUUUCUUUGUGGAUAAUUAGCGUCUACAGUAUAUUAAGCACA
Molecule: messenger RNA, 2379 nt
Organism: Suillus clintonianus
Lineage: Eukaryota; Fungi; Basidiomycota; Agaricomycetes; Boletales; Suillaceae
Exons: 15
Coding region: 55-2256 (733 amino acids)
Biological process (GO): signal transduction; regulation of GTPase activity
Cellular component (GO): cytoplasm
Source: RefSeq, a predicted model, not a curated record